Molecule: messenger RNA, 1065 nt
Organism: Theileria annulata
Lineage: Eukaryota; Apicomplexa; Aconoidasida; Piroplasmida; Theileriidae
Product: DNA-directed RNA polymerase ii, putative
Exons: 1
Coding region: 1-1065 (354 amino acids)
Biological process (GO): DNA-templated transcription
Cellular component (GO): RNA polymerase II, core complex
Molecular function (GO): DNA-directed RNA polymerase activity; DNA binding; protein dimerization activity
Source: RefSeq, a predicted model, not a curated record
AUGGAUUGGGCGCCCAGGCAGAUAAAGCCAUCCAUAGAAGUUGUAGAUUUAAGGAAGGAUCGCAUGGACUUCAUCCUUCUAAACUCCGAUGUCAGUACAGCCAACGCAAUCAGAAGAGUUAUUCUUUCAGAAAUACCAUCGUUGGCAAUAGAAAUUGUUACGGUACUUGAAAAUACCAGUGUUUUACACGAUGAGUAUAUAUCGCAUAGAUUAGGACUGCUGCCCAUAGAUAGUACCUUAGCAAGCGAGUUUGAAUUCAGAGAUAGGUGUCAAUGUACAGAUAAAUGUGCAAAAUGUACAGUAGAUUAUACACUAGACGUUUCAUGUAAUGAUUCUAACUCCAGAUUAGUUACUCAUUUCGAUAUUGUGCCUGACGAUACUCAUAGUAAGUCAAUAUACGGCAAAAACUUGCCGAUGCCAAUCCCAAGGGCAGAUGUUACUAAUUUUAACGGAGCAACAGAUGGAAUUCCCAUCGUUAAACUAAAAAGAGGCCAGUCAAUUAACAUGAAGUUAACUGCGUCCAAAGGGUUAGGGAAGUUUCACGCAAAAUGGAUAGUAGCUAACGUUAACUAUAAGAUGGAACCAAGAUUUUCAUUCAAUUCAGCUUUAAUGGAGCAACUUUCGUCUGAUGAGAAGGCAGGAAUUGCAGCAAGUUGUCCCAGGAAUGUUUUUAAAUACACCGGCGUAAGAUCAGAGAACCCUUCCUUUCUAGGCCACUCAGAUAAAACAUUUAAGCUAGACGCAGGAGGGCUUCAAGUAGUUAACAAGCUUGACUGCAUAUACUGUGAUGAGUGUAUAAAUUAUUGCAGGGAAUUAGGUCAUAAGGAUCUCAUACGUAUUCAACCAGAUGAGUCUAAGUUCCAUUUCACUAUAGAAUCUACUGGUUCUAUACCCCCAGAAAAGAUCUUAGAAAUUGCUCUAAUUGUUCUAGAGAAGAAAUUGCAAGAUCUUCAAUCUAACUUCACAGAAGCUCAGUCCAGAACUCUAGGUUCAACGACAACUGCACACCAUCGGGAAGGACCCAGAGCUCCCCAACCUUCCACACCUUAUAUCGAUUUAGACUAA